AUGAAGCAGCCACCCAAGAAACGAACCAAGACCUCACACAAUACCGCCGUCGAAGAAAAGUCAAAGUCGCUUCUACUGUCCGACUAUCGCACCUCGUGGUUUAUUAAAAGCAACAUGCAAACCAUUGAAAUCGCCGUCGACAAUGAGACGUUUCUCGUGCACAAGGGCGUCAUGGUGCAGAAUUCCGAGUACUUUGCGACAUCCAUGAAACAAUGCUUUACCGAGUCAGACGGCAAGUUCACCUUUACCGACAUCAACGCCAAAUACUUUGCUCUGUUUGUCGGCGUGCUAUACAGCUACUCGUCGUUGGUGCCGCACGCGCCGCCGCCACCAGCCCAGAACCCCGAAGCGAUGACUGCCAAGACGGUGCUGAGAGACUACAUUGAGGUGUAUAAGCUGUGUGAUCGGUUCCUGUGUGCAGAAAUCGCCGUCUAUAUACGUGGCUGCAUCUACACUGCCAUUGGCAACGGCCACCGCGCGCUGUUCCGCUCCUAG
Molecule: messenger RNA, 495 nt
Organism: [Torrubiella] hemipterigena
Lineage: Eukaryota; Fungi; Ascomycota; Sordariomycetes; Hypocreales; Clavicipitaceae
Source: the annotation of a GenBank genome assembly